Messenger RNA from Sus scrofa (pig), 3951 nucleotides. Its product is annotated as 5-hydroxytryptamine receptor 3C-like. The record is from RefSeq and is a predicted model, not a curated record. Gene Ontology annotation, cellular component: membrane. Gene Ontology annotation, molecular function: transmembrane signaling receptor activity; extracellular ligand-gated monoatomic ion channel activity. Gene Ontology annotation, biological process: monoatomic ion transmembrane transport. NCBI's taxonomy places the organism in Eukaryota, Metazoa, Chordata, Mammalia, Artiodactyla, Suidae.
UUGGAGCUACAGCUGCUGGCCUACACCACAGCCACAGCAACACCAGAUCCUUGAUGCACUGAGUGAGGCACACAACCUCACAACCCACAACCUCAUGAUUCCAGGUUGGAUUCGUUUCCACUGCACUAUGAUGGGAACUCCUCCAUUUCUUUUUUCCACAUUCUCUACCCAACAUCUGCAUUGUAGGAUUGUUGGGAAGAUUACAUACAAUGAGGUAGGCGAGGAAGACACAUCACAAUGCCUGGCAUACAGUAAAGUACUCACAUGUGAGUUAUCACUUGCUGCAAGAGCAGCAGGAGCAACAGUCCUGAGAUUUCCAGAUCCCAGAGUUGAGACUCAGACUCCCCAGGCAGGAGGGGACCCUGUGCCUUCUGCUUUAUUUCCCCUGCCACUAUCACCUCUAUCUCCUGGCAGCUAAAUCUAUUUCUGAGUCUAGUGGGGACUUAGGUUCCAUUUUUCAGCCAGCCUUGAUAAGAACAAGAUAAACACCAACUGUCAUCAACCACUUUCAGCAGGGCUGGGAGUUAGCCCUCCUUUCCUAGACCCAAGGUCUGGGAGCCUAGCCUACCUGUGGAACUCAAGCUCCUCACUCUUAGCCAGUCCAGAAGUCCCGUGCCCCAGGAGUGGAUCUACGUGGAUAGAGACACAGUAGUUCUUUGGUCUCUGGUCCUACAUGGCAUGAUGGCCCCAUUCUUUGGUCAAGUUUCCAAAGAAGGAAAGACGUGCCUUACAGAGCUGGUGGGGCUGAAGGACUGCAUACAUUUCAAACGUCAAACAGAAGAUACUGCAGCCCUCUGUCCUGUACUUUCCCACUCUGGGCCCCUAGGUCAUUCCCGCCUUCCUUAGCAGUUUCUAUUUUGGACUGUCAUGAUCUUCCAUUCUGAACAAAGUUUCUUCUGUAUUCCAGGUCUGAUUCUUCACCCUUUCUUCAAGAAAAAAAUUUUCAAGUCUUUCUGGAAAUGCAACUAAGAAACUUCAUAUAAAACAAUGCUCCAAUUCACUCAUUUGGUCUGACUGCAUUUUUUAAUUAGAGAUGUGACAUAAGACAUAACAUUGACAUAGGCCAUUAAUACUGAUGUGAGCUGAGGUUACUAGCUUGUGACAGUGUAGAAUACUACUGACAACACAAAGACAUUAAAAACAGAUAUGCUGUCUUAAUUUUGUGACUUCUUUUAUCGUGUCAUCAAUGCAUAGAGUAAAAAAUACGGAGAGAACAUUGGUUUGGGGGAGAGGGAAUCAGGGAAGGAGAAAGACUGCAAAGAGGAAGUCUAGCUAGGGAUUGCUGAAAAAUAUAAAUAGAUGAUGAAGCAAUGAAUCAAGAUUUGUAAGCUGAUAUUUGCAAUUACCCUGAAUGAAUACGUAACCAAAUCACUAAAUAUUAUCAUCUUCCCACAUCUGAAGAUUCCCUGGCCUUAGAAAAUAAUGGUUCUUAUUUCCCCAGCCCACACUAUCUCAUUAAGGCGAGUUAUUUUUGCUAUUGAUUUCAGCACAGAGCUGUCAAACAGGAUGCUUUUCCCUUAGUCUUGGCCCAACUUCCUCCCAGCCUGGAGCCCGGAAGGCAGGCCUAGACAGGGGCAGAGCAGGACACUCUGCUGUGACCUCUCUGGCCACAGCCUCUCACAGGGUGUGGUCACCUGUCAUGAGCGGUAUUCAAAACCAGGAACCAAGGUGUGGUCCAGGCUCCUUUAAGUUCCAGGGCUUGGGGGCUCCUGGUGAGACCCAGAGGAGAGUCCAGAGAGAAGGAUGGAAGGGGGGUGGCCCUUUAGGGGGGGUUUCCUCCUCUGCUUCACUAUCAGCCUUCUGCUUCAAGGAAGAGGCGACGCUUUCACCAUCAACUGCUCAGGCUUUGACCAGCAUGGGGUGGAUCCUGCUGCCUUCCAAGCAGUGUUUGACAGAAAGGCUUUCCGUCCAGUCACCAACUUCAGCGUCCCCACUCAUGUCAACGUCUCCUUCAUUCUGUCUGCCAUCCUGGAAGUGGAUGCACAACUCCAGCUUCUGACAUCACUUCUGUGGGUUACCAUGAUGUGGGACAAUCCUUUCAUCAGCUGGAACCCAGAAGAGUGCAUCAGCAGCAAUAAACUCAGUGUAUUGGUUGAGAACCUGUGGCUCCCAGACAUCCUCGUCAUGGAAUCCGUGGAUGUGGAUCGGGCACCUCCAGGUCUCAACGCAUAUGUCAGCAGUGAAGGUCGAAUACAGUACGACAGGCCAAUGAAGGUGACCAGCAUCUGUAACCUGGACAUCUUCUACUUCCCUUUUGACCAACAGAACUGCACACUCACCUUCAGUUCCUUCCUCCAUACAGUGGACAGCAUGAUCCUGGGCAUGGACAAGGAAUUGGGGAUGAUUACAGACACAUCUCGUAACGUCGUUCAGACCCAGGGGGAGUGGGAGCUCCUGGAUAUCAACAAGGCCACCCCAAAGAUGCAGAUGGGCAGCAACCUAUAUGACCAGAUCAUGUUCUAUGUGGCCAUCAGGCGCAGGCCCACCUUCUACAUCAUAAACCUUCUGGUGCCCAGUAGCUUUCUGGUGGCCAUCGAUGCCCUCAGCUUCUACCUGCCGGCAGAAAGCGAGAACCGUGCCCCAUUCAAGAUAACACUCCUCCUGGGCUACAACGUCUUCCUGCUCAUGAUGAACGACCUACUCCCUGCCAGUGGCACCCCCCUCAUCAGUGUCUACCUUGCCCUGUGUCUGUCACUGAUGGUGGUCAGCCUGCUGGAGACCAUCUUCAUCACCUACCUGCUGCACCUGGCCGCCACCCAGCCCCCACCCCUGCCCCGCUGGCUCCAUACCCUGCUUCUGCACCGCACCAGCCCAAGGAAAUGCUGCCCUGUGGUUGCACCCCAAAGGGGAAACUCGGGUCAGGGCCUCGGUCCCGCCCACCUUCCUGGCACGAAGGAGCCCGUGGAGCUGGUGGGGAAGGGGCCGGGUCCCAGAGAGGCAGAACUAAGUGGGUGCCCUGGGUCAGCGAGCACCCUGCCAGAAGAUGAGGCUCAGAAGCAGCACCUGGUCAGCCUGUGGGUGCAGUGCAGCCACAUGAUGGACUCCCUGCUCUUCCGCCUCUACCUGCUCUUCUUGGCCACCUCCAUUACCACGGUCAUCGUCCUCUGGAACACCUAGGGAGAUGCCCACAUCCACCACUCCUUGUAAGCCACAGGUUGAAGUUCCUCAUGGUCUUAGGGCCAGUCAGACCCAGGCCCUUUCCUAAUCUUAGCCGCUCAUCCCCAGUGACUACCAUGUCCCUUCUAUAUUCCCCAGACUCCAACAGAGCCCUGCUGAGCAAGUUUAGAACUGCCCUAGACAGUCUUCUGACUUCUCAUAUGCCACAGUCUUCAUUCCCACACACUCUCAGUGUUCCUUAGUCACAUCUAACUUCUGACUCCCUUACCACAGAAGGUCUGGGUCAGUGGAGUCUCUCCUUGAUUGAUUGUUUCAAUAAAUGACUUUCUAGGAAGCAUUAUUUCCUCAGGACAUUUACUGUAGCUCCACAAACAGUGGGGUGAAGAGCCCUCUUGCAGAAGCUUUGAUACUUCACCCAAAACAGGUAUAAACUGACUUGAUUUUAAGUCUCUGAGAUACUUUCAGAGUUUUAAAGGAAUGAAAAGGUCAAGUCUCACUUGCAAGAAAUUAUUAUAAAAUAUUUGCAACUUGCAAAAUGUUCCUUUUACCAACCAUUUCCAUUUCACUUUCCUUCCUCCUCUCUCUCAUUCCUGAAACUGCUCUUUGAAAUAAGCAAUACAUUGUGUCAUUAUUUCAUUCUGAUAGCAUUUCUGAUUUCACAAAUUCAAACAGAGAAGGCUUUCUGAAUAUUCAUGCUUGGAAGGGGCACAGGAAGACUAGUUAAGGGCCUCAAUUAAAAGGUUCAGGUUAGGAGUUCCCUUCAUGGUGUAGUGGAAACAAAUCCGACUAGGAACCAUGAGCUUGCAGGUUUGAUCCCUGACUUCGCUCAGUGGG